Molecule: messenger RNA, 1081 nt
Organism: Chenopodium quinoa (quinoa)
Lineage: Eukaryota; Viridiplantae; Streptophyta; Magnoliopsida; Caryophyllales; Amaranthaceae
Exons: 2
Coding region: 154-876 (240 amino acids)
Molecular function (GO): nucleic acid binding; RNA-DNA hybrid ribonuclease activity
Source: RefSeq, a predicted model, not a curated record
UUUUAAUUCUCAUCCAACCUCUACAUUCUCUCUCCUUUUUCUUUUUUUUUUUUUUUGCUCUUUCUUUCUCCAUUGUUCUUCUGAUUUAUAUUCACCCCUCUACUCUCUUCUCACAGUAAGCCUUAUAAUUUUCUCUACAUCUAACCCCAAUGCAUGCAAGUGAGCACAACAAUCGACAGUCACCGAAACAUCUCACCUCACUAUUCAUCAAGGGUUGGAAUCGGAGUGUGUUUGAGUUGGUUGAUGAAGCAGGCUGACUUUUUGGUGGCGAUAGAUGGAGGCAGCUGCGAUUGGUGGUGUAUUGUUCAGUUUCUCAUAAUUGAUUUUUGGAACACACCAAUUAUUCAUGUGUGGUCUCCUCCUUCUGCUCGGGUGUACAAAAUCAACUCGGACGCUGCUUGUUUCAAUGACAAAUCCACAAGUCUUGGGGGAGUUAUGAGAGAUCAAACAGGUGACAUCAUGGCUGCAACUUGCUGGUUGGUUCAGGGAUGCUUUGACAUUGAUAUUGCUGAAGCUUUGGCCGCUACACAUGCGCUUCUCAUUGCUAUGGAGGCUGGGCUAAAACGUGUUAUUUUGGAAGUAGAUAAUCUCAAGCUGUUCAAACAUCUUUCAAAAGGUUCUUAUGAUUCUUCAUGCUUUGGUCUGGUGGUUAAAGACAUUGUUUAUUUAGCUUGUUUAUGCCUGUCUUGUAGUUUCUCUCAUGUGGGUAGGAAUGGAAAUAGAGUGGCCCAUAUUUUGGCUAAUUGUGGUAGAGCGUUUGAUGAGAUGAGGCUAAUUGUGAAUUUUUUUUUUUCCUUUCUUCGUUUUGAAUCAUUAUUCGUUCAAUUCCCUGUCAAAUCAACAAGGAAGAUUGUGAUACCAAUUCCCUUAAACUAGUCCGUUCUUUGUCAAAUCAAUUGGGAAGAUUUUGAUACCGAUUCCCGUAAAUCUAGUCCGGGGAAUUACCAGGUUUCUUAGAACUAAUUUGGCGACCUCGAAUCACUGUAAGCUUGUUCAUGGUUUUGAUUUUAAAAUUGUGGGUAUAUUUUUUUUCUUGAUUUGAAUUGGAAGAAUUAUCCCAUUUGCAAAUAAUUUAUCGACU